ACGAAAGAAAUGCCGCUCUCCAGGACCAUCACCUUUGUGAACAAAAUUGGACUGGUGCCUCCAUUUCACCACUUUGUAUCAAAGUGUCUUCCUCUGAGUCUAAGAUUGAACUAUCCUGCUUUGAAGUCGUGAGUGCAAAAUUGAGUUACAGGAUGCAGAUAUGUAUGACCACUGAAAUGUCUUGCGAGUCUGUAUGAUCACUCCAACUCUAACAACCGGAACUUCUCUUACAUCUUCCGUCGUGGUAGCUGCUCCAACUGCACUUUAUCGAUGUCUCUGAGAUAUCCCUGAUCAAAAUUUGCAUACGGGAAAGAUUCCAACGAGAAUCCAGCUGAGUCCUCCAGUUCUUGAGUUGAUCUCCAAAACCAGUGUCAACCCACUUGCUCGUUGCAAAUUUUAGGUGAUGAGGAAACCGCAAGGAUCCUCCCGAGCUCUAUGAAUUCAGUUCUCAAGUACUACAACAUUCUCGACGAAAGCAGCUCAAUCGAUUCUUGACAAGAACGAGACUUGUUGCAAGGAGAUUCGAAAUCCAGCCAGAUACCUCUUCAUUUAGAUGGCAAGUAGAAGACUUAGUAGCCGUGCAUUGUUUCUCCUAUUCCUAAUAGGAUUCUUGACGAUCAGCAUACGGGCAGAUAUCUUUGAUGCAGACCUUGAUCUCCAAAAUUACGUGAGAUACGAGGCCAAAACUGGAAUUGAUAUCGUCUGGCAGCCAUCAAAUCAAGCUGAUCCUUCGGAAACCUGCAGUCUCUACGGUUACUACGACCCUGUCAUGCUAAACAGCACCGACGUCGUAAAACAGUGCUUCCAUGAGCUGCGGAGCCUUGUACAUUCGAAGUUUUUGAACGGCGAGCUGUACUAUACCAACACCUACUACUAUGCUUCUGACAUUUACCCUUCGUGUGUUGUCGUCUGCCUUCCCAGUGUUAUUUCAUCCAGCAGUCCGAGUGCUGCUGUUCCAAUAUACAGGUCAGAAUUUAUGGUCUUUAUCUUCUCGGUCAUAACAUCACUGUCAUUAGUGUCCGCUGCAGCAUAAUUUCAUAACUUUAGAAGUAAGAUCACCCAAUGAAUAGGUGAAUUUUCAAUCCCUUAGAGCUCACGUCCAUCCAGAAUCUUUUCUAUUCUGUGAAAGGUCAGAGUCUAGCAAACUUUGGUAGGCAAGAGUGCAAAAUUUUGCCUAGCAAUAAACUCGGGUUCUCUGAAUUACAUAGGUACAUUUGUUUGAAGCCAGAACUUCUAUUCAUGACCAGUAUAUUUGAAAUAGGUAGGUAGUCACUCGAAAUUCGAGAUGGUAUAGAUGUCAACCAGAGGCUGAAAAGUCUAAUUUAGCUUCACAUUGACGAGAAGUAUUAGAGGCGAUCCAUAGGGACAGAGAGCUAGCGACUCAGUUAGUCAACUUAAUUCUUUUAUGGAUAAUGUAACUUAUUUUGAAUACAAU
Marchantia polymorpha subsp. ruderalis is the source of this 1435-nucleotide messenger RNA. Lineage: Eukaryota; Viridiplantae; Streptophyta; Marchantiopsida; Marchantiales; Marchantiaceae. The record is from the annotation of a GenBank genome assembly.